AUGCUGCUCGCCCAGCCGUUGCUGGAUCUGGUGGUUCUCCUGGCGAGCAAGCUGGGGAAGCUCCCCCGGGUGGAGGCGGUGGGUGUGCUAGCGGCGGCCGUCGCGGCGAUCUACGGCCUGGUCCAGGCGAUACACAGCGCCGCCGGCUUCAAGGCCGGCGUCGCCGGCGUCGCCGGCGCCAUGGCCGACAUUGAGGCCAAACUUGACGCGUGCACCAAGAAAGUUGACGAGGCGCGCGCCUUCACCGAGCGGCUGGACCGCCUGGAGAGGCGGCUGGAUGCUGCAAUCGCGUCCGCGCUGGCGCGGCGAGGGGCCGGCGCCGCGGCGGCGCCCGGCGGCGGCGGCAUGUAG
Monoraphidium neglectum is the source of this 351-nucleotide messenger RNA. RefSeq lists its product as hypothetical. The transcript is spliced from 2 exons. Lineage: Eukaryota; Viridiplantae; Chlorophyta; Chlorophyceae; Sphaeropleales; Selenastraceae. The record is from RefSeq and is a predicted model, not a curated record. The coding region runs from base 1 to 351 and encodes 116 amino acids.